Messenger RNA from Protopolystoma xenopodis, 519 nucleotides. NCBI's taxonomy places the organism in Eukaryota, Metazoa, Platyhelminthes, Monogenea, Polystomatidea, Polystomatidae. The record is from the annotation of a GenBank genome assembly.
AUGGCAAAACUCACUGAUGAUGCCGACUACGAUGCCACCGAAACGUCUGAGAAUGUACCACGUCCAUGGUCCGACUUUGAAAAUGAUUAUGUAUACAAUGGACUCCGGACAAAAAUGGGUUGUCGUGAGUCUCAGCAACUGACAAUGGACUUGGUACAUUCUCAAACGUUUCGCCGGCAUCGUAGUCGGCAUCAUCAGUGCGUUUUGCCAUUCUCCGCACCAAGUUACGAACUCGCCAAAGCAAUAAGUGAAGCCCCUCCUUCGACAAAUGAUCUACCGAAAACGGUUACGCUAUCACUCCUCUUUCUGUCCUGGUCUAUCUAUCUACUCUUUACCCUCUUCUCCCACUGCCGCCCUAUAACAACUUCCCACUUGUUUACAUUCUACUCGUCGAUAUGUGUGCCCUUUUGUGGAAAAUCAAGUGCGGCCUCAUCACAUCUCCUACUUACCCCGACCCUUCUCUGUCGAUCGGCUUAUCCGACUCUAGCCUCCAUUCCGGAUCCCCUCAUUGUCUCGUAG